Arvicola amphibius (Eurasian water vole) is the source of this 8694-nucleotide messenger RNA. It is a transcript of the gene Wdr87, whose product is annotated as WD repeat domain 87. The transcript has 6 exons. Lineage: Eukaryota; Metazoa; Chordata; Mammalia; Rodentia; Cricetidae. Gene Ontology annotation, molecular function: protein binding. The coding region runs from base 1 to 8694 and encodes 2897 amino acids. The record is from RefSeq and is a predicted model, not a curated record.
AUGUCUACCUCCAGACUCAUUCCCAAGUGGAAUGACUUUAUAAACCUCGUGAAUGAAGCCAUUCAAAAAAGCAAGAAACACCCAGCGCGAUCAAAGAGAGACACAACUGUGCUGAGUGACCGCUCCCAGGUCCUGUUCAGAGACUCUCGCCAUCCUCAGGCAAUGCCGCUCAUAUGCCAUUACUUCAUUGAAGCCCACUUCUUUGCCUCCCUCUCCUGGAUAAUGUCCUUCACAAAAGAAACACUGGCUGUAGUAUGGAUGAAGAGCAAGACUGACGACAUGGUUGAAAAGAGAACAUUCCCAAUGAUGGAGAGGCUGCCACCCGUCCAGUCAAUAGUCCACACAGGUUCCUUUCAUCUCAUCGUGACCUACUCUGGUGACAUGAUUCUGAGGCUCUUUGGGGACCAUUUUAGGGCAUUUAAGUCCCUGUGUGCCGUGCCCUGCCGCUUUGAUAUCACCUGUCUCUGCUUUGAUCCAGAAUCAAAGAUGCUUCUGUCUGGCAUCGUUGGGGGAGUGGUCACCUGGGCCAUUGAACCAAAUGGCAGGAGCCUCGAAAUGAUCCAGAUGUUUCCUGUGCCUGGUGAUGAGCUGGUCCAGAAUAUCGUUCUGAACGGCCCCAAUGGCUGCCUCAUUGCCCUCUGUGAGACGAUGCUGAGAGUGCUUGAUCGCCAGGACUACGGUCAACUGGGAGAGGUGCAGAGGUUCACGACCACCAACAGUGGCUCCCCCAUCACCUGCUGUUUCACUAGUCUUGACAUGAACCUUAUCUAUGCUGGGAACAAGGCUGGGGAAAUCCACGUGUGGAACCUGGGUAAAAGCUUGCCCCUCCACAGCUUCAGAGCCCAUUCCUCAGUAGUGGUCUGUAUACACAACCGGGUAGAAGCCCACACCCUACUGACAGCUGGCAAGGAAGGUGUCAUCAAGGAGUGGAAUCUUACUUCAGGGAACCUGCUCCGGCGACUUGAACUCGGCGAGACGCUCUACUGCCUUGAGUUUAUUGACAGCACGACUUUCUUUUGUCAGACGACUCAUCAUUUUACCUUGCGCCGUCUACCCUGCUUCUACAGCCUCUUCAACAUCUGUGGCUCGACUCCCCAGCAGUUGCGUCGCGUCCACUGUAAGGACAACUGCUUCCGGAUCCUGUGCACGACGGAAGAUGGCCUGUUGCGCUUUGUGUCUCCUGUAACGGGGGAACUUUUGGUUAUCACCUGGCCUUUCUCCAUCCUCGACCAGGCUGUGGAUUGGGCCUAUGAUCCAGGUAGAGAGGAGCUCAUGGUGGCAACAGGUACCACAGAGGUGCUAGUGUUUGAUACAACCCGCAGCCCUUGCCCAGUCAAGUAUCUCCUGUGCACCUCACCGGAUGUUCAGGACUUUGUCCAGUGCCUGGCUUAUGGGAAUUUCCACCUGGGGCGGGGGAUGGAAGGACUGAUAUUCUCUGGGCAUCAGAGCGGCACGAUAAGAGUGCUUUCGCAGCACAGCUGUGCCAGAAUCGAGAGAGUCAUGCACUUUGGGGCCGUCCUGGCCCUGUCAACGCUCUAUGGCGGGAUUUUGAGUAGCAGGGAAAACUCUCUGCUGUGUUCCUAUGGGGUAGAUGAUUACAUACAGCUGUCAGAAGCUGUGCUGGUUGGGACCAGAUUGCAACUGCGGAUCCUGGCUAGCAUUCUCAGCAGCUGUCACCUAAAGCACCUGGUCCUCUUACCAAAGGCUGUGGGUGCCAUUACAGACACCAACUGCCUACGGCUCUGGAAGUUCCAUGAUCUUAUGUCCUUUGAGUCAAAGCAAGGUACCCGAUUCAUAGAGACAUUGCCUCUGCACCAGUGCGCUGUUACCUCCUUUGACGUCUGCUUGCCCUUGAGUCUUUUUGCCACAGGUGGUUCUGAUGGCUCUGUCCGCAUCUGGGACUUCCAUGGUAGACUUCUAGCCAUGCUGGACUCAUCGCUGCACUUUGGCCCACUUUGCUUUGCAAAUGACAGGGCUGACCUGCUUGUGACUUUCAACCAGAGUAUUUAUCUGGUAUCCUGCUUAGAAUUGCUCCCCACAUCCACGCUCUCUCGUCUUGUCCUUCUGAGCAUAACAGAUGACUUGGUAGAACCUCCAAAGCCUUUCGCGCCAAGCUUCUUCCUCUCCUUUGAGACCAUAUUUGUGCCCAAGUAUAGCUACCAAGACCAACGGAAACAAGCCCUCGAAGGCCUGGUGAGCCUUGUCAAUAAGCGAGCCAUCGCCUUUGACCAAAAUGUACCGCAUGUCAUAGAAGAAGAUGAUGAUGGGAGCACUGUGUUAAUGAGUACUCCCCGGCAUGAUUCUCUGGAGGGAAUCACCUUGGCUGAGAAGAGCAAGAAACCCCAAACUCAUUACGUGUCCCCUCCCCACUUAUACAUGACUGCUUGGGAUGGACUCAACCCCUACAAGAUCCUACAGUGCUACUUCGGUCAGGGGAAGAAAUGGCUCCUCGCUCCCGACUGCUACAUCCCCAACUCAGUGGUGCGUGCCCGUCUUUGGCCAGAAGGCAGUCCCAUAUUCCUACAGUGCAGCCUGCACUCACCCCAACGGGAUCUGGACUGGGAAAAGUAUCAACCGUUCUUCUUCUGGCAGAGCAGGAUAAGAGCUAUGAGUGACCCAGGGCAUGUUCCAGAGAAAGAAGAUGAUACUUUCAUAGAAAACAGAUUAACUAAGGGAGUCACGUACAGCGUCCUUACAGAUGCAGCAAACCGCAGCUGGCUGGGAAAAAAGAUGAGUGAACUAGCCAUCAGUAGCCUGAUCGAAGCAAUCCUCAACAUCAUGAUCCAUGCCAGCCCGCUGAAGUACCAAUGCUGUAUUGGUGCAUUGGGACAAAUCUUCGCCUCUUACCAGGUGACCCCAACCCUGCGCUCGGAGACAGCACACCGUCUGCUGGACGACACGACCCAUCCCAACCCACUCAUCCGAGAACUAGCCUGGGAAGGGCUGAAGCGUCUUGGGAUGAUCACUCAUCUCAUCGCUUUGCCUCUGGCCCAGGGAUUAAUGGACAAAGACCAGAGAGUGAGGAAUAAAGCCAUGACCCUAAUGCCUGAGACUGGAAUCCAUUCAAAGAGCUCACUCUUAGCCCUCAUCCAGAAACGAGACAUUUUCCGGGAUCUGCAGCAAGAGCUGAUUGGGGAGGAGUCCCUGGACCAUCUUCUGGGAAUGCGGCCCACAGACAUUCAAAUCCUCAUUACUCAAGUAGAUCAGCGAUUAAAUGAGAAUCUGACACUGACCAAAGAAUAUAAAAAGCCUGAUUUUUCUUUAGAACUCCCAUAUUCUUCUGUACCUCGUAAGGCCCUUUCCUUGCUACCUCUUCCAGUUCUUGAAGAACCUGAGGUCAAGUCCAGCAAAAGCCAAAAACGGGUCCGAACAGCUCGUAAAAGGCAUGUCCGGAAAUUGUUGCGAAGUCUCAGGAAAGCAAAAGAAGCAGCUAAACAGAAAAAACUAGAGGAGGUAAGCGACCAGAAAGAAGCUGAAAUGGUCGAGGACCUCACAAUCCAUCCCAGGUCUUCAGUAGUGAGCCUAUUAAAGAGCCCCAGAGACAUUGAAACUUCAGAUAAAGAUAUCUUAAAGGAUCACAUUUCUGUGGCCAUGAAAUUGAGGAAAAAGCUGAAAAUUGCAGAUAAGAAAGACAAAAAAGCUCAAAAACCCAGAAAGCACAAGAAGAAGAAAAAAGAAGAAUUGGAAAUUGAAGUUGUGGGUGAGGAAAUCUUACCUCCAGUUGUGGAACGUCCGCCACUGAGGAGAAGGCCGAAAACUUCCGGGAGGGGCGUUGGGGGGACGCCUGGUAGGGUUCUCAGUGCAGAUACGCAAUGGCGGGAUGAUCUCUGUCGGCUCAUGAACCUGAGGAUAGCUGGUUCCCAAACUCAGAUGGUGGAGGACCUAGGCACUGAGCUGCUGGCCACUGCUAAGGAGGUCCUGAUAGAUAAGCAUCCAAGCUGGGAACUCUUUAUGGAGAUCUGCCCGCUGGAGGAGGAAGAAGGGGGAGACGUGGAUGAGGGUGAUGAGCGGCAAGUAGCCCGGCAAGAGGGAAAAGCAGAUUUUGUUCAUGAAGAGGUAACUGGAGAGGAUAUGGAAGUCGAGGCCGAGGAAGAGAUACCAGAGGCAGGAGAAGAAACACCAGAAAAAGAACAGGAAGCAAAGGAGGUAGAGGGAGUGACUCAGAAAAAGGGCAAGAAAAGAGAACUUGCUUUCUUAGAAUCAGGUGAGGUGGUCAAAGGAAAGGGAAAGCCCAGAAAGGAGGGGAAGAAAGCUAAGAAGAUGGCUAAACUGGAGAAAAUGAAAGAAGUUCAAAAAGAGAAGACAGUCUCCACAGAGGAGUUGGCUGUGACUCCAGAACUAGAGGGUGUGGUCAAAGUAGAAGAGGAAGUGAUUGAACCAGAAGAAGAAGCAAAGGUGGAAGAGAGAAAGUUGUCUUGGGCCGAGUGGAAGAAGUCUUGGGAUGAGUGGAACAGAGCCCAGAGUCAAAGGAAUAUAACUUGGAAAGAAUGGAAGAAGGAAUGGGACAGGAAGCAUUUUGAAGAAAAGGAGCGACUCCAGGCUGAAGGAGAGCCACUCCCCAGUGAGAAAGUAGAGGAAGAGGAGAAGAGACUGAGAUGGGAUGAAUGGAAACAGAUGUGGGAAAACACCAUAGCAAAGACCAAAAGUGAGACAGAAUUGGAUAUGGAGGAAAUACUGUCUGAAGACUCCGAGGAAGAGUCUGAGGAGGAGGAACAAGAGCCUCUCACAGAAGAGCAGAAACAGAUCCAAAAGGCACGGAGAGAGGCCAAGGCCCAGUGGAAAGAAGCCCGAGCUGAGAGACGGCGAGCCAAAGAGCAGAGGCUGCUAGCCAAGGAGGAGGAGAAACUCGCACAGGAAGAGAAAAGGCUGGCCCAGGAAGAGAGAAAACUGGCCCAGGAAUAUGUGAAGAGGGGCGCUGCAGAUGGGAAACUGGCCCAAAUCAAGCUGACCCUUGGUGAGGAGGAGGAACUUAUGGCCCAAGAGGAGGAACUUCUAAGUCAACAAGCAGAGCAAAUGGCCCAAAAAAAAAAGAAACUGGCCAGAAAGAUGGAGAAACUGGCUCGUGAAGAAGAAAAACUCGCAAAGAAAAUAGCGAAAGUGGCUGAGGUAAAUGCGGUGUUGGCCCAGAAAAUGGAAACCAUAACCCUAAAGGAAAUGAAUCUGGAAGGGCAAGAAAAGAAGCUGAAAGAGGAACUGAAGAACAUGGAACGGGACAUAAGGGAGCUAUCUUGGAAAGAGGAUGAGCUGAAUGAGGAAGAAGAAAAACUGGCUGAGAAAAGGGAGAACCUGAUGAAGGAGGAGAAGAUGCUGGCCCGGCACGAGGAGAAUCUGUCCCUGGAAGAGAACAUGCUGGCCCGGGAGUAUGAACUGCUGAUGGAGGAAGAGCAAAAGCUGGCCCAGAAGGAAGACAGAACGCCCAAGGAGGAGAAGAGACUGCUGGAGAAGAAGGAGAGACUAAGGGAGAAGAAAGAGAAGCUGGCCCAGGAGGAGGAGAGACUGGCCCAGAAAAAGAAGGAACUGGAAGAAAAGAAGAACAGACUGGCCCAGGCGGAAGUAGCUGUGGCCCAGGAGAAGCACGUGCUGUCUCUGGAAAGGGAGAGACUGGUUGAGAGGGCAACAGCUCUCCAUGAGAAUGAAGAAAAACUCUUCAGUGGGAAAAAGCAAUUACAGGAUGUAAAACAAAAACUGAAGACAUACAGGGAGAAACUGGCUCAUGUCUCACAGAAGCUGAUGGAGGAGAAACAGAUCCUCCUGGCAAAGAGAGAGAAGCUGCUUGAAGCAGGGAAGAAACUGGAGGAGGCAGAUAUGAUUCUGGCAGAAAAACAGGGGAAACUGGCCCAGGAAAAAAUAAAGUUAGCUGAGGACGCGAUGAAAAUAAUCCAGGAAAACAAAUUCUUCAGAGAGGAGACCGAGAUUGCCGGAGAAGAAAUGGCGUUGACAGAGGAAAUGAAGAAGGUGGCCGAGGAGAAGCUGAAGCUGGCAGAGGAGUCAGAGCUACUCUCCAGGAGAGGCACUGAAGAGGAAGUCUUGAGCCAAAGAAGGCUGACUGAGCAUGAAAUAGACCUAAUGAAGAAGAAAGUGUCGUUGGAGGAGAAGAUUCUGGCCUAUGAGGACAGGCUGUUGGCCACAGAGGAGAAGAACGCCGCCAGGGAGAUCCUGGAGCUCACCAGAGGACAGCGGAUACAAGCCCAGGAGGAAAGGAAGUUAGCCAAAGCCAUAAGAAGAAUGGGAAAAGAGAUCAGUGCCCCCCGCGAGAUAGUGCAAACAAGAAAAUCUAUAAAGGCACUUCAAAAACUCGUCAGCAAAGAAAGGAAAAUAACCCAGAAAGAGACAAAGAUGACAAAGAUAAAACGGACCCUGUUUGUGAAGGAGGCCAGGACAAGUAAGGAGGGGGGCAGACUUGAUAGGAAGGAGUUGGACGCGAAUGAAGAACAGCAGGAAGUCAUCAAGGAUGAGAAGAAACUGGCUAUCACGCAGAGACGUCUGGCCAGGGAAAUGAGGAGAUUGAAAAGCCAAGAGCAAAAAGUAGCCGAAGAAGAAAGUGAACUUGCCUGGCAUCAGAUGGAGUUCUUAGAGAAGGGUGAGGAUGUCGGGGCAGAGGAGGAAGCUCUGGUCUUCAAAAAAUCAUGGAGAAGGAGACAUGCCCUGGUGGAACUUCUUCCUGGAACAGAAAAGUUUUACGGUCUGUUAGAACAGAUGGAAUAUAAAGAGAGCUUUUCCAAGGAAAUGGAAAGCCUGUUACAUGAGGUAGAGGUAGAGCCAGAGAGUUUGUCUGAUGAAGAAAGGGAAGAGGAGGAGGCGGGAUGGAAGGAGGAGGAAGAAGAGGGGGAAGAAGAAGAAGAGGAAGAGGAAAUGGAGAAGAAAGAUGAGGAGAUGGAGGAGGGAGAGAAGGAAAUGGAGGAGGAGGAAGAGAAGGAAAUGAAGAAGGAGGAAAAGAAGGAAAUGAAGGAGGAGGAAGAGAAGGAAAUGGAGGAGAAGAUAGAAAAGAGAGAAGAGAAGAAGGAACAAAAGGUAACAGAGGAGGAGGAAGUGGGGAGAGAAGAGGAGAAAGAAGAGGAGAAGGAGAUAGAAAAGGAAGAGGAAAAGAAAGAGGCGGUGUUAAAAAGAGAAAAGCCUAAAGUGCAAGAAGAAAGAAGGAGGAUCCUACCAAGAAGGGAAAUGUUCCCUCCCAUUGGACAAGGAAUCCCUGAGCUCAAAGGGAGCUCUAUGAAGCUAGAGGCACUGAAAAGCCUUCCUGGAAAACUGACUCCAGAAGACGAGGAGGAGGUAAGGAAGCCACCAUUGCCACUAGAAGUGACAAAGCAAAUGUUCAGGGAAGAAAAGCCUCCAGAAUUUGAGACAUCCAAGUUAUCCCUAAAGACAAAGUUUAUAGAUAAACAGAGGGAAUGGUUGGAGAAAUAUAAGCCGGAACCCCUACAGCUUUUGGAUACGAUCUCAGAGUAUGAACCGAUAGCCAUUAUAAAACCAUUCACAUCUCAAAUUGUUAGAAGGGCCAUGCAAGCUCACAGACUCCGACAAAAAACACCACAGGCCAAGUGGUUUCUGGAGCAUCGUCCUUUUCUGGCAGGACAGACAAAGGGCCAGAUGCCCCUCCCCGAGAUCUCAACCCAGGAACGCUAUUCAGAUGUAGGUAUCUCAGACUUAGAAUGGCUGCAAGGUGUCUUAAAACAGAUGGAAGCAGGAGAAGAGCUUCCUAGAGACAGUUUCCACAGGUUGUGUCAGGUCCUCAAAGACCUCACCUCCACAGGAGACCUGGAAUGGCUGCGCCUGGCGAUCCUCGAAGCCAUCGUGCACCGUCACAAACAGACUGUGGACUCUCGAAGCACGGUGACUUUAAAAUCUAGGAGGGAGCCCAUGAGCCCCAAACACCUAAAAGUGAUUCCUCCUAUAAAGGGAAAGGAAGAGAGCUGGCAAAAACCUUCAGCUGUCCCCAUACCAGAGUUCCCACUAGCUACCAAGAGGGUUACAGAUCCAAAGGCUAUCCACUGGCAACUUCUAGGAGAGCCGUACAGAAGCGCACGGAUGCAGCAUUUGUCCAGUGUCCUUGAGGAAAUGGAGACACAGCCUUUUGAUCCUACCACAAGAAACAUUUUGACCCAUGCCCAUUCUUCUGUAAACAGACAAACCUUGGCACUAAUGUUUCAAAAGGACUUAGGAGAUCUUAAAGGUAAAAGCAGGUAUCCCAAACUGCCUAAGUUGGAGAAAAAGCCCAUCUCAAAGAAAAAGGAAGCGCUCCCUCAAUGGGAGACGUUCGUGGCACUCUAUCAUGUUUUGCGCAUGCUACAGGAGCGGUAUGCCAAAGACCCGGCUACUUGGAUGGAAAAGUUCUACCAGCUCAUGGACCUCUACCAGCUUAAGUCCCCCCGAAUCCAGAGGCUCCUGCAGGACCUGCUACUGAGAGAAGAGCCUCAGUCCCAAGAGUUCGUCUCCAAAGAGACUCUAAAGGCCCUGGACGUGGAGCUAGUGCCCGGGGAGCGGUUGCUAUACUGCUUGGUUUGUGGUGCCUCCCAUCCUCCACACAUCCCUUUGGAAUUCCAAGACGUGUUAUCUCUCCCUGGGCAGAAUAAUGUGCACACCAUUCGUCCCAAAGGCAUUGCCAAGUAUGGGAUCCUCGAACUUGCCUGGAAGAGCCUUCCCCAAGCUGAUCUUCACCUCACCAAGAAAGCGCCUGGAGUUAUUGUUCCCGCCCCCUAA